CUCUUUAACAUUCGUCACCUUGUUCUGUUCUGUGUGCCACUCCUCUUCUCUUCUCUCUAUUGAACUUUCUAGAACCAUGGCUCUCUCUGGUGAUCAUAAGAAUAGAGGAGAGUUGAGGAUUUAUGACAGCGUGGAUGAGGUGAAGACUGUUUUGGCAGAAUACAUUGCUGAAUUGUCAGACGCAGCUGUGCAGGAGCAUGGAUUCUUUUCCCUUGUUAUAUCUGGUGGUUCUCUCAUUGAUUUAAUGGGACAACUAUUGCAUCCUCCUUAUAACAAGACUGUGGACUGGACCAAGUGGUAUAUCUUCUGGGCCGACGAGUGUGUUGUGUCGAAAAAUCAUGAGGAUAGCAGUUUUAAGCAUGCUAAGGAUGUCUUUUUAUCUAAGGUGCCUAUUGUCCCCAGUCACGCGGUUUCUAUUAAUGAUUCCGUGUCAGCAGAAGAAGCUGCUGAUGAUUAUGAAUUUCUCAUCCGACAGUUAGUGAGAACACGUGUUGUCAAAGCGUCUCAGAUCAGUGACUGCCCAAAGUUUGAUCUGGUUCUGCUUGAAUUGGGUAAUGAUGGCCAUGUUGCCUCUUUGUUUCCUAAUCAUCCAGCACUUAAUGAAAGAGAAGAAUGGGUGACUUUCAUCACUGACUCCCCAAUACCCCCGCCGGAAAGAAUCACAUUCACCUUGCCUGUUAUCAAUUCUGCGUCCAAUGUUGCGGUGGUCGCAGAAGGCGAAAACAAAGCAGAUGCUGUACUGUUGGCAGUAGAUGAGAUCGGACCAGAUUGCCUGUCAAUACCAGCAAGAAUGGUCCAACCAGCUAGCGGGAAGUUGGUGUGGUUUUUGGAUAGGCUGGCUGCCGCAAAACUCGAAGUUUCCGACUUGAAAAAUUAGUAUAUGAAGUCCCGUGCAGAUGUGUAACUUCAUAUGUAGUGUUAAGGGAUUUGACAAUGUUUUAUCCUGAGAUCCUGCUUAUUUAUUUUGUUUUGGAUAGAAAGUCUUUUUUUGCCUUUUUUUUUGGCUCUCUGCUAUGAGGUUGUUUGGAGAAGUGUAGUACAGUUUUUGUUUGCAGCCAAUAGAAGUUGAGAGCAUCAUUACAAUUUCCUACUUUCCUACCAAAUGGGUUGGGUUAUUGGUUAUGAUAACGAUGGUUUCUUUUGUUUCAGAUUAGAAAGAAAAAUUAGGUUCAAUUCAGUAAAGUUUUUCUUUUGGCUUUUGUGGCUGUUGAUGCAUGCAACAUGUACAUCAAGUAUUCUCAUAUCAUUUCACUUGACUAUUUCGGUGCACGUUUAGCGCUGGAGGAAUGAUGGAAAAGGCAUGGAAUUAUCAUCACAAUUUUAUUUGGUGGAUUGAAUUAUCAAUUUAUCAUCAUAUGUGUCAUCUAAAAAUUUCAUAUUGAUAGAAUAGCCUUUAGUAGUAGAUAGAUAUUAGAUAUUAAUUUCAUUCAAACCGCAACCAAUAAAUACUUAUAGUCAAA
Messenger RNA from Trifolium pratense (red clover), 1460 nucleotides. RefSeq names its product probable 6-phosphogluconolactonase 1. The record is from RefSeq and is a predicted model, not a curated record. The coding region runs from base 77 to 877 and encodes 266 amino acids. Gene Ontology annotation, biological process: pentose-phosphate shunt; carbohydrate metabolic process. NCBI's taxonomy places the organism in Eukaryota, Viridiplantae, Streptophyta, Magnoliopsida, Fabales, Fabaceae. The transcript is spliced from 4 exons. Gene Ontology annotation, molecular function: 6-phosphogluconolactonase activity.